Sorghum bicolor (sorghum) is the source of this 2140-nucleotide messenger RNA. Its product is annotated as trihelix transcription factor ASIL2-like. The transcript has 2 exons. Lineage: Eukaryota; Viridiplantae; Streptophyta; Magnoliopsida; Poales; Poaceae. Gene Ontology annotation, cellular component: nucleus. The record is from RefSeq and is a predicted model, not a curated record. Bases 842 to 1855 code for a protein of 337 amino acids. Gene Ontology annotation, molecular function: transcription cis-regulatory region binding.
GCGCACGCGGGCGGUGGAAGCGGGAAGGAAGAGGAAGAGGAAGACGACGACGGGACGGACGGGCCCGGCCAGUCCUCUCGGUUCCGGUCUCCCACUUUCCGCGGCUGCCUGCCUGCCUGCCCCGCUCCCCCACCUCGUGCUCUCUCCCUUUCUUUCGCGAACGCCCCGCGGGCCGCCGAUUCCUACUCAUCAGCCGCGCGCCGGGGAGAGAAGACAAGCGCUUUCUUUCUCCCCGGAAUUCCGCGCCCACCUCCUCCUCCUCCUGUGCAUUUGGCAGCGCAGAUCCCGCCGCUCCCGUCCAGCUAGCCGAUCCUCCUCUUCUCUGUUCUCCCCUUGCGCUACUACUAGGCCUUGACUGUUCUCGACUCCCCUAAUCACCAGCGGCUCGGUCGGUCUCCCUCUUCCUCGCCGCGUUCCCUUCGGUCUCCGCUCCAACACGCCAUCUGCUGCCGCGCAAACACCGGGAAAUACCUUGGCCUUUCUGGUGUAACCGUGUAAGCGAGUUUCGACUCCCCAAGUUUGCUGCUUUUGGCCAAUCUUUUCUGGGCUUUCAGGUCUCAGCAUCACCUGCCCCGCUUUUACCGCGAUCUUUCUGUCCGAUCACUGCAAUUUUCAGCUUCGAGUACCUCCUUUUUCGGGAAAUUCAGUCUCUGCUGAUAAAGCUGUUGAGUGAGCGGCUCAUGCACCACACCACCAGUAGCUUCAGCUAAGAUCUCCAUCUCCCCAUGCCACAAACUCCUCCAGGACCGUCAGCCAUGGCCAAGCUGCUAUAGCGCUGCUGCUCCGGCUGGCCCGUGUGAGCUGCGAAAUUCGGGGGGUCCCUCUCCGGCUUCCCGCGCCCAUGGACGGCCUCCCCGACCCCGACGCGGCGCCGUUGGCGGCUGCGCCGCCGCAGAAGCGCGACGAGUGGAGCGAGAGCGGCAUCGUGCGCCUGCUCGAGGCCUACGAGGCCAAGUGGCUGCUGCGGAACCGCGCCAAGCUCAAGUGGAGCGACUGGGUCGACAUCGCCCGCGAGGUGUCCGUGCAUUGCGCCGACGACGCCGCGGCCGCUGGGAAGCCCCCCGGUGGCGGCGGCGGCGGCAACAGCGCCAAGACCCCCAACCAGUGCAAGAACAAGAUCGAGUCCAUGAAGAAGCGGUACCGGGCCGAGUCCGCCGCCGUGGCGCGCGCGGGCCCCGCCGCUGCCGGUCCGUCGUGGAGGUUCUUUGGCCGCAUGGACGGCCUGCUCAAAGGGCCGCCCGUCUGCUCUGCCCAGGUGCAGCCGCCGGAGCUGGUUAACAGCAUAGACUUGCGAGCUCCGGCGAAACCAGAGGCGGCUGAGGUUGAAGCUGAUUUCCCCACGCAGUUGCGGGAUGCAGUUCCAGGUGCAUUAUCUGAUCUGAUGAACAUUGACGCGAAUGGCGCUGCUGUUCCGGAAAAAGCGGAGAAGGUUGACAACAGCAUGCACAAGGAGUGCAGGCCUGCUGAUAGCGAUGCCAACGUGAGCUCUCCGAGGAGUAAGGUGGCCAACGAGGACGUGGAAGAGGUGAACAAUGUCUGGGACCGGACCAAGAAGAGAAAGAGCACAGACUUUGACAUAGCCAAGAGCAUCGAGCUGCUGGCUAGCUCGUUCUUGAAGAUUGAGCACGCCAGGUUGGAGAUGUACAGGGAGACAGAAAGGAUGAGGGUUGAAGCUGAGAUUAAGAAGGGGGAGAUGGAGCUCAAGAGAACAGAGAUCAUGGCGAAAACGCACCUGCAGAUCGCUAGGCUUUUUGCAAAGAAAUUGAAACAGAGCAGUGGAAAGAAUGGUGGCAGUUCGUCAGUAACAGCUGAAGUGGACACCCUUACCAAGAAAGGCGAGAAUGGUUCCGGGUGAUGUGGCAUGCCCAGCAGCUGUCCUCAGCGUACAUGGUGUACAUGACAUCUCACUUUCCCUGUGCAGCAAGUGUAGUAGUCUGAUUGAUGCAACUUCGUGAGUGGAGAAAUGGUCAGCUGUAAACUUACAGAUGCAAUAAUGAGAGCGAUGAUUUGACUGUUUCGCCCAUUGCGGGAUUAUUAUUAUAGAAGCGAUUUUUGAAUCAGUGACUUCCUAGUCUGAAAGUUUCCGUCCUCUGUUCCUGUAGCAAUUUGCUGACGAGUGACAACUAUCAUUUGUAUAUAA